Messenger RNA from Salvia hispanica, 1453 nucleotides. Lineage: Eukaryota; Viridiplantae; Streptophyta; Magnoliopsida; Lamiales; Lamiaceae. The record is from RefSeq and is a predicted model, not a curated record.
UAAACUACACAAGAUGUUGUCUGCUUCAUGGAAAAACAAUGAAGCAGAUUCCUAUUUCAACAACAAACCAACAAGAUGUCGACUUAGAGACCAAUCCAUAUAUGAACAAAUAACUACUAUACAUGAUCCAAAAUUUGAAAAUGUCAGUUCCAAACAUGAAAGAAAAGCCUCAACCUCCUCACCUAGUUUUCCUUCCCAGUGGCAUCGGAAAUCCAGCUACAUUCUUCCGACUCGCUGCAGCGAUGGCAGCUCCACGCAGCUGCAGAGUCACCUUCAUCAACGUUCAACCUCAUCCCGUUGAUUCCGACUUCGCCAGCCAGCCAGGUGUGGAGCUUCUUGAUGUAGAUAUGCUAGCAGAUACUGACGACGCCACCACCAUCAGUGAUGAUCCAUUUAUAGCACGCGUUGCAAUCAUCAAUCGUUCUCUCUAUCAACUAACCCCAAUUCUAGCUUCUCUACGAGCUUCCGCUGUAUUCUCAGACUUCGCUAUAGCAGCCACGCUUUCUCAAAUCUCCACUGAUCUCAACAUUCCUCUCUUGGUGGUUUCCACCACCUCAGCAAAGUUUUUAGCCGUUAUCACAAACAUACCACGCCUGCUGUCUCAAGACCCGAAUGUGUUCAGCGACUCUGCGGAAUACCUUGAAGUGCAGGGAAUGCCAUCAAUACCGAAAGCCAACAUUCCUACUGCUUGGCUAAAAAAAUCAUCAACAAAUCAUUUGCUAACAGAAUACCUUGUCCCAAAUGCUCGAGCACUCUCAAGAGUGAGAGGCAUCCUCUUCAACACGUUCGACUGGUUUGAACAAGAGAGUCUGGCAGCCCUCAACAGAAGCCAGCCGCCACUUUUCCCUGUCGGCCCGCUACAACCUUACCAGAAACUCGGAGGCCAUCAGCAUUUUCUUACAUGGUUGAGCGAAAAACCUCUGGGUGAUCGCUCAAGGCACAGCUUGCUUUGAGAGACGUGACAACGGGAUGAUAGUGAAAGGGGAAGUGGAUCAAGAGAGGGUUCUAACUGACCCUGCCAUUGGUGUGUUUGUGAAUCAAUGUGUAUGGAAGUCGAUUAUGCAGGCCGCUUGGGAAGGGGUUCCGGUGUUGGCAUGGCCGCAACAUGGUGAUCAGAUGAUGAAUGCAGAAGCUGUAGAAAAGACUGGUUUGGGAAUCUGGAUGAAGGAGUGGAACGGCCAAGGGGAGGAGGUGGUCGACAGGGAUGAGAUUGGCCGAGUGGUUAGGCAGAUGAUGGAAGAUUUGGACGUCAACAAGGCAGCUAUGAUUGUGAGGGAGAGAGCCAGGGAAGCCUCUGAGAUUGGUGGUAGCUCUCAAAAGGCUUUUGACAAAGUCAUGCAGAUGUUUAUUAGCAGCAAUAACUAGAUAAGAAGAUAAAUUUAUAGUUCAAACUAAAUAUAUCCUAUUAGCUGUAAUACUUGUCAUAAAUUUAUUUAACAGCAACUUUUGUUAA